AUGGAGGCAGCAAAUGAAACAACAUACGCUUUAAUACCUAUAACACUUAUCGGCGCUACUUUAAACAUUUCAAUCGUGUAUGCUUUUCGGAAACUUCCAUCAUUGAAUAACUCUUUCGGAUACCUUUCCGCAAACCAAUCUCUCGUAGAUGCUUUUCAUUCCAUCAUUUUCUUAGUUUACUUCUGUCCAAUGGUUCUUUUGAAUCAACAAAUCAUGAAAGACUAUUCAUAUUUUAUGGGCUUCGGUCUUGUUUUCUGCUACGAAUUGUCUGUUCUCACUCAUUUAGUAAUCACCAUUAAUAGAUUUGUGGCGGUGUGGUUUCCAUUGAAGUAUAAAAUAUGGUUUAGUGUGGAAAACACCAAAAAGAUGAUUGCUCUAUUGUGAAUUUACGAGAGCAUAAUGGCAACGGUGUUUUAUCAAGUUCUCUGCCACGUGGCAUUCUUGGAAGAAAUACAUUUUAUUCAAUUCACAAAUACCGUGUUCUGUGGAUACAUUGGAUGGUAUGAAGACUUUGUGAAAAACGCCGUAAUUGUGAUUAUCAUUGUGCUUCUCGAUAUUUCAACCAUUUUUCGUGUUCACCAAGCAUCCAGAAAUUCGUCUGCGCAUCGUGGAGAAGAAGGGAAAAAGUUAUCGGCACGCGAUAUGCGAUUUCUUCAGCAAACUGUUUUUCAAGGAACUAUAUUUUUGGUGGAACUAUUGGCAUAUUUUUUCUUUCCAAGUUUUUUUGAAAACCCAUGGAUCAUCUUUUUCGCGACUUCGUUUGGAUGGGUAGCCGUUCAUGCGAUUGAUGGGAUGAUAGUGAUUGUAUGUAAUCCGGAAGUCAGAAAUUAUUUGAUUGGAAACAAGAAAGUGGGCAAUUCUCAGAGCGUGUCAAAAGCAACGGAUGAUGGGAAAUCUGAACCAGGGCGUCAAGCAUAG
Caenorhabditis elegans is the source of this 918-nucleotide messenger RNA. Lineage: Eukaryota; Metazoa; Nematoda; Chromadorea; Rhabditida; Rhabditidae. The record is from the annotation of a RefSeq genome assembly.